Messenger RNA from Xyrauchen texanus (razorback sucker), 1331 nucleotides. It is a transcript of the gene kcnk15, whose product is annotated as potassium channel, subfamily K, member 15. Lineage: Eukaryota; Metazoa; Chordata; Actinopteri; Cypriniformes; Catostomidae. Gene Ontology annotation, cellular component: membrane. The transcript has 2 exons. Gene Ontology annotation, biological process: potassium ion transmembrane transport; stabilization of membrane potential. Gene Ontology annotation, molecular function: potassium ion leak channel activity. The record is from RefSeq and is a predicted model, not a curated record. Bases 117 to 1331 code for a protein of 404 amino acids.
CAAAACCUGGAUUCGUUGUACUUACAUAGGUGCGAACACCUUGAACGCGCACAGAUUGAGCGUUAAUACAGAUGCAUUCAAUCGCUCGACCUGUUUGAGUUCCUCUGAAGAUAAAGAUGAAGAAGCAGAACGUGCGAACGCUCUCUCUCAUUAUCUGCAUGUUCUCGUACCUGCUUGUGGGCGCCGCGGUCUUUGACGCGCUGGAGUCCGACACCGAGAGCGCACGAAAACGCAUCUUAGAGCAGAAACGCAGCGACAUGAAGAGGAAGUAUCGCUUUACUGAAGAUGACUAUUGGGAGAUCGAGCGAGUAGUGCUGCAGGCAGAGCCACAUCGCGCUGGAAGACAGUGGAAAUUCGCUGGAUCGUUUUACUUUGCCAUUACAGUAAUCACCACGAUUGGUUAUGGUCACGCAGCACCUGGCACAGAUGCUGGAAAGGUCUUUUGCAUGUUCUAUGCUGUUCUGGGCAUCCCUCUAACACUGGUGAUGUUUCAGAGUCUAGGUGAGAGAAUGAAUACAUUAAUGCGCUACCUUCUCAGUCGUAUCAAGAAAUAUAUAGGCCUUCAUCGGACAGCGGUUUCCAUGGAGAACAUGGUGUUGGUGGGCUUCUUGUCCUGCCUGGGGACUCUGUGCGUGGGGGCCGCUGCCUUCUCCCACUUUGAGGGCUGGACAUUCUUCCAUGCGUACUACUACUGUUUCAUCACUCUCACCACCAUUGGUUUCGGGGACUUUGUGGCUCUACAGAAGAAGGAGGACCUCCAAGAAAAGACACCUUAUGUGGUUUUCAGUUUCAUGUAUAUCCUCGUGGGCUUGACAGUGAUCGGAGCAUUCCUCAACCUGGUGGUGUUGAGGUUCCUCACCAUGAACAGUGACGAUGAGAAACGGGAUGCCCAGGAACGGGCCUCUUUAAAGAGGGGUCACAACAUCACUGCCAUGAAUGCCAGGCGAGAUAGUCACAGCCAUAGCAACUUGUUCUUGCCCAUGGAAGACGGCACAAGUCGCACCAACCUCAUCUUGUCGCCAGCAGAAGAAUGCGGUCUGUACAGUCCUUUGCCCCUGCCGUUACUUAAGAAUCAACAGCGACAAAAGUCCCAGCUGGGCUUGCUGUGCUCCUGCGUUUGCUACCGUUUGGGCCUCUGUGUCAGCCCUGUCCCAUCACUCCACAAGUGCCCUGACUCACAUAUUAACUAUGUGUACUACAACUCCGUGUCCUACCGAAUCAGAGGUGGUUCUUCAACCAGGGACAAUACAGUCCUAUCCUCUCCAGGCAGCUCUCUUUCUCCUGGGCUCAGCUUUAGAGAGCUGCCGCACUUACGGAGGAAAUCUGUGUAG